Molecule: messenger RNA, 2478 nt
Organism: Medicago truncatula (barrel medic)
Lineage: Eukaryota; Viridiplantae; Streptophyta; Magnoliopsida; Fabales; Fabaceae
Exons: 2
Coding region: 1-2478 (825 amino acids)
Molecular function (GO): zinc ion binding
Source: RefSeq, a predicted model, not a curated record
AUGGCUAGUACUUACUUGCAUCUCAAAAAAAGAAUUGCGGAGAAAAUAUGUCUCGGACAUAAUAUGGUUGUGUCUGAAAUUAUGUGUCGGAAUCCCAUGUUUGUUGGAGCUACCGCAAUCCACUACCAGGCGUUAAGAAUAACUGAUAACGACGAUGUCGAGUUUAUGUUUAACGUACAUAAAAGUCAUAGUUCGUUGUCCUACAUAGAGCUUUAUGUUACGUUUGAGAUGAAGAAUCCAACAUCUAAUUUUGAGUUAAAUUACCCCUCAAGUUCUAGUCAACACCAAAAUCUACCACAACAACAAUAUAACACACAACACUGCAAUCCCUCAUCGUCAUUGUCCCAACCGCACUACAACCCGUCAUCGCAACCGUUUCAAUCACAGUGGUCACAAAAUGUGUACGAACCACCACAACUAAUAACUCAACCUCAUCCCUCUCAACCCGAAACUUUGAACGAUGAAAUCAAUAUAUUCACCUCCCAAUUCCAAGACCAACCAACUGAUGAAGUUCAAGAUGAUGAAGACAAUGAUGAUGAAGAACUCCUUGCCGCACAAAACGGUGACGAGAACGAAGAAGACGAUGAAGACGAUCUGCCACAACUACCAAUUUUACCAAUUAGAGCUUCUUACAACCCACCAAGGUCCAUGCGCAACGUCAACGAUGACCACUCAACUGAACUUUACCAUUCAAUGGCUCUUCCGGUCGAUCAAGGUAUUGCCCCAGGGAUGCAAUUUCAUAACAAGAAUGAUUGCAUUCUCGCAAUUAAAUAUUAUCACAUGAAAAAAUCAACCGAUUAUAUUGUGAAAAAAUCAGAUCCUGAAAGGUAUGUCAUCAAAUGUAAAGAUACAAAAUGUGGUUUCAAAUUGCGGGCCUCGUGGAGGAAAAAAACUGAUAAAUGGGAGAUUGGGAACAUGAAUGAUCAUACAUGUGUCUCAACAGAAAUGACACAAGAUCAUCACAAACUUAGUUACAAUGUGAUAUGUGAAAGUGUUAAAUCACUACUAUAUAUGGAUGCCUCAAUUACAGUGAAGGUUAUAAUUGCACACAUCCGAGAGAAAUUUAAUUACACAGUUUCAUACAGAAAGGCAUGGAGAGCAAGGAAUAAGGCGAUUGAAUCAAUUUAUGGUAAUUGGGAGGAGUCUUAUGAAGAACUACCACAGUGGUUGAUGGUCAUGGAAAAAGAUUUGCCAGGAACAAUAAUUGAUUUUCAAUCAGACCCAUCAACAGAAGUGGCAAAUGAGACCGUCUUCAAGCGUCUCUUUUGGGCCUUUCGUCCGUGCAUCUCAGGUUUCGAAUUCUGCAAACCAAUUGUCCAAAUUGACGCAACUUGGUUGUAUGGUAAAUACAAGGGAACAUUGUUGUUAGCUGUUGCGCAAGAUGGGAACAACAAGAUAUUUCCCAUAGCUUUUGCAAUCGUGGAAGGCGAGACCAAGGAGGCAUGGAGUUUCUUUUUGAAAAAUUUAAGGCAGCAUGUCACCCCACAAGAGAACAUAUGCCUCAUUUCUGAUAGACAUGUGUCGAUAAAGAGCGCGUAUGAUGAUCCACAGAAUGGAUGGCACGAUGCUCCGACAAGCCAUGUUUAUUGUGUCCGACACAUUGCACAAAACUUUAUGAGAUCAUUCAAGGAUGGAGAACUAAAGAAGAAAGUUGAAUGCAUGGGUUACGCCAUGAACAUCCCUACAUUCGAAUACUACCGUUCUGAAAUUGCUGUUGCAGACCGAAAGGCUUUAGCAUGGGUCGACAAUAUUCCCAAACAAAAGUGGACUCAAUCACAUGAUGAUGGUCGACGAUGGGGCCAUAUGACAAGUAACUUGGUAGAGUCACAAAACAACGUGUAUAAGGGUAUUCGAGGACUUCCGAUCACAGCUAUCGUGAAAGCAUCAUAUUACAGGUUGGCGGCCUUGUUUGCUAAAAGAGGACAUGAGGCAGCGGCAAGGGUAAAUUCUGGUGAGCCAUUCUCCGAAAACAGCAUGAAAUAUCUCAGGAAUGAGGUGAUUAAAUCCAACAGUCAUCAUGUCACUCAGUUUGACCGGGAUCGAUAUACCUUUUCCGUCCGUGAAACCAUCGAUCAUAAAGAAGGAUUGCCAAAGGGAGAAUACAAAGUGGACCUGCAAAAUAAAUGGUGUGACUGUGGACGGUUUAGAGCGUUACACCUACCAUGCUCACAUGUCAUUGCCGCAUGUUCUAGCUUUUGUCACGACUACAAGACUUUUGUCGAUAACAAAUUCACGAAUGAGUGUGUAUACGCCGUAUACAACAUCCACUUCGACGUGGUUCACCACCAGACAUAUUGGCCUAAUUAUGAAGGACCGAAGGUGGUUCCCAACAAGUCAAUGCGUAGGGCAAAGAAAGGUCGUCCACCAAUUACUCGCAUUAGGACCGAGAUGGACGAUGUGGAAACUGAGAGAAGAUGCGGUGUUUGUAGGAUGCCUGGUCAUUCCCGCAAAGAUUGCAUUAAUAUUAGACAUCAGUAG